Molecule: messenger RNA, 3560 nt
Organism: Tripterygium wilfordii
Lineage: Eukaryota; Viridiplantae; Streptophyta; Magnoliopsida; Celastrales; Celastraceae
Exons: 1
Coding region: 480-3458 (992 amino acids)
Biological process (GO): recombinational repair
Molecular function (GO): ATP hydrolysis activity; ADP binding
Source: RefSeq, a predicted model, not a curated record
UUCAUUUGCAUAAUCUGUAUUGUUUCAGAAGAUUAAAGUUAACAAGAAUGGCGGUUUUGGUCAAAUCUACUACUCUUGGAGGAUUAAGACGAUAAGUGUAGCUCUGACCAGUGAAGAGAGGCCCACAAAUGAACUGAUGUGCAAUCACAUGCAGAUAUCUACUCGAUUAGCAUCACUGUUGCAUUCAUCUUCUGGCAAUAGUUUUUGGUCAGAGAUACUAAUGGCAUCUGUCAGAAGAAAUGGAAGCAUAGAAUCCAACCCAGUUGUGUUUGUGUGAACGUCUGAGAGAGAGAGCUCUUCAUUUCUGCCAAAAAUGGUUCUUGCAAAGGUCUGUGAUGCAUAUAAUGGAGGGCCUUUAUCACCUCCAAGCCUGUGACAAUAUUCAAGUACAAUCCAAGAGAGAGGGCAGGUACAGCACACUAAAGUCUUCAGCUUUAAUUUGCCUGAAGAGAACUGAUUGAGGCAUCAGCUUUCAGUAUAUGGCCAUGGAUGAAGAUGCCCCAAGUGGUCUCACCAUCAAGAUUUCAAAUUCCUGCAACAGACCUGGUAAAGAAAUCUCAACUUCUAUUGCUUCAAGUUCAGAUUUGUCUUCUUUAAUCCUACACAAGUCAGUUGAAUCUUCCCCAUACAACUCCCCUUCUCUUGUAUCACCCCCAUCAUCAGCAUUUGUCUCAGCUCUGCAGUCCCCAUAUAUAUCCCCAAGAGCCGUCACCCCAAAACCCCAAGCGCAACCGGAAACCCCAUCAGAGAACCCAACUCCAGCCACCCAUCCUUCACCUUCACCACCAGUCUCGUACCGAGCCUCGCAAUCUGAUGACAUUCCAAGCAGUUCAUACACUCCCCCAUCAGACCAGUACGAAUACUCUGACGACCCAGCUGAUACAAGGCUCAAAUUUGUGACUUGUGUGCCAGCUCAAGAUCCCGCUCCUCCAAGAAUCUCCUUCUCAUUUCCCGUCCCUCGGAUUUCCUUCACCAAAGUCCCAGUUUCUCCUGCAUCCAAUGCCAAACUCAGAAGCUGUGAUGUAUUCAUUGGAUUCCAUGGCCAGAAUCCUAAUCUGGUGCGUUUCUGCAAGUGGCUUAAAUCGGAGCUGGAGCUUCAAGGAAUUGCUUGCUUUGUAGCAGAUAGGGCCAAGUACUCAGAUAGCCAGAGCCAUGAGAUUGCUGACAGGGUUAUCUGCUCGGUGACAUAUGGAGUGAUUGUGGUCUCCAAUUGUAGCUUUCUUAAUCAUCUAAGUAUGGAAGAGAUUAGGUUUUUUGCUCAAAAGAAGAACUUGAUUCCUCUCUUCUUUGGCACAGGGCCAAGUGGCAUCAUGAGUUUACUUGACUGCAGUUCAAUCAGUAAAGAUUGCAGAGAAGCAGUUGAUGGACUAAUCAAGUGUGAUGAAUACAAGUUGGAAGCCAAUGAGGGCAACUGGAGAAGCUGUGUAACCAAAGCUUCAGGGAUUCUGCGAGUGAAGCUUGGACGGAAGAGUGUGGCUGAGAAGGAUGUUGAAGGAUUUGAGGAGCUCCCCUUCCCAAGAAACAGGUUUUUCGUAGGAAGAGAAAAAGAGAUUAUGGAGAUUGAGAGUGCUUUUUUUGGAUUUGAGGAUUGUUGUGAGCAGAAUUAUUCUUUGCCAACCAUCAAGGGCGAAGCCAGCGGGCAAUCUGAAGGGCUGGCGGAUGAAGAAAGUGAAUCGAGCACCAUGACUGGCGGAGGGAGAUAUAUUAAUUUGGAGUUGGGGAAGUGCAAAGAGCCCAAUUUAGAGGCUUGGGUUGAACCAGUUGUGGGGAGAAAUUCAUUGAACUUGAAGAGAUUGAAAUACAAGAAAUCGAAAAGUGGGAACCACAAGAACUUAAGCGGCAGCAGUGUGAUUUGCAUAACCGGGGUUGCCGGCAUAGGCAAGACAGAGCUUGCACUGGAAUAUGCUUACAGGUACUCUCAAAGAUACAAGAUGGUGUUGUGGGUUGGAGGAGAGGCCAGAUACUUCAGGCAGAACAUAUUGAAUCUUUCACUCAAUCUGGGGUUGGAUGUGAGUGCAGAUGCUGAGAAGGAAAGAGGGAGGAUUCGCAGCUUUGAAGAGCAAGAAUUUGAAGCAUUCACGCGAGUGAAAAGAGAAGUAUUUCGCGAAAUGCCUUACCUAUUGAUUCUCGACAAUCUCGAGACAGAGAAGGAAUGGUGGGAAGGGAAAGAUUUGCAUGAUUUGAUUCCAAGAAAUACUGGAGGGUCUCAUGUAAUCAUCACAACUAGGCUGACGAAAGUGAUGAAUUUCGACAUAAUGCAGCUCCUGCCCUUGCCGUUAUCCGAGGCAAUGGUUUUAAUGAGAGGAAGAAGGAAGAAAGACUAUCCAGCUGAAGAGUUUGAGUUCCUAGCUAAGUUCGACGAGAAAUUGGGAAGAUUGAGCUUUGGUUUGUGGGUGAUUGGAUCUCUGCUUUCUGAGCUUGGAAUUACUCCAUCUGCACUAUUUGAGGCAGUGAACCAAGUACCACUUGAAGAUGGUUCUAUUUGCUCAUACUUGAGCAUCACCGACGAACAAUAUUGCAAAAACAAUCCUUUCCUAAUGAAAAUUCUACGUUUUUGCUUGGCAAUCUUGCAGCAAACUAACGAGAGCAGGAACGUUAUUGCCUCAAGAAUGCUUCUUGUUGGUGCCUGGUUUGCCCCAGCUCCCAUUUCAGCGGCUUUGCUGGCUACUGCUGCUAAGAAUGUUCCUGCUGCUGGGGAUCGACUCAGGAGGUGGACUAGAUGCCUAAAAUUUGUAUUUGGUUGCUGUGGUGGUUGUGGUUUAGCACCCCAAAGUGAAGAAGAUUCAGCUCUUCUUCUAGUCAAACUAGGACUAGCACGGAGAGCCAAUAGGCAGCCUGGAUGUUGGAUCCAAUUCCUCCCAAUAACUCAAUUGGUUGCGAGGAGAAAGGAGAAUUUAUUGGCAGCUAAAGCCACAGUUCAAAGUGUUAGGAAAAUUGGGAAUGCAUUUGUUCACUCAGAACAUCUUUGGGCUUCUGCAUUUCUUGUAUUCGGAUUCAAAUCCGAACCCCCAAUUGUGCAGCUGAAGGCGAUGGAUAUGGUUCUCUACAUAAGGAAGACAGCACUCCCUAUGGCAAUUAGGUCUUUCACGACCUUCUCAAGGUGCAACUCAGCACUAGAGCUGCUGAAAGUGUGCACUAAUGUGCUGGAGGAAGUAGAGAAGUCGUUUGUGACUCAAAUACAAGACUGGUGCCACGGCUCCUUAUGUUGGAAGACCAAGAAGUUGCAGGGUAACCAAAAGGUGGAUGAGUUUGUGUGGCAAGAUGUGACUUUGCUGAAGGCUAGCUUGCUCGAGUCGAGAGCGAAGCUACUCCUUAGAGGUGGACAUUUUGACAGUGGUGAAGAGCUUUGCAGAACAUGUAUUAGUAUACGAACUGUAAUGCUGGGGCAUAACCAUGCACAAACCUUGGCCGCGCAAGAAACACUGGCAAAGUUAGUGAGGAUGAGAAGCAAGAUUUGAUUAUGGAUGUUGCUGUUUAUUAUGUUUCUCUCUGUCUUUGGAACAAAACAAAUCCCCGCCACGCUUGGGUUUGCUCAGUUUUGUCUGCGUUAAUGUUAUCAG